This is a messenger RNA of Pelmatolapia mariae (spotted tilapia), 2237 nucleotides long. It is a transcript of the gene mospd2, whose product is annotated as motile sperm domain containing 2. The coding region runs from base 239 to 1828 and encodes 529 amino acids. The transcript has 15 exons. Gene Ontology annotation, cellular component: endomembrane system; endoplasmic reticulum-endosome membrane contact site. The record is from RefSeq and is a predicted model, not a curated record. NCBI's taxonomy places the organism in Eukaryota, Metazoa, Chordata, Actinopteri, Cichliformes, Cichlidae.
UUAUCUAAACAGACUUGUUGUAUGAGUAGUUAGGUUUUUAACGGGUCUUAGACACAAUUCAACACUCCCUCGGUUACGAACAAACAGCCACGCGAAGAGGUGUGGCUAAACCGGUAGAGCCAACAUGGCAACGACAGGGCGUCAGUUUCACAGUUAGUUCGCACUGAUUCAUACAAACAACAGUCAGCUAACUCGCUUUCAGUACACGGAACUGCCAAAGACCAGUGGACAGCUGAACAUGGCUGAAGUUGAGCCACACGAAGGAGUGCAGGACCUUGAAAAGAAAAUCGAGGAGACAAGGCAGAGAUUCAACAAUGAGUUGCUCCAAGAUUCAACAGAGAAGUAUGACCCCAGGGACGUGGAAAGGCUUCAGACAGAUGACAGUCUGGUGGAGGGCUACCUGACAUGGAGGAUCUAUAAUGUUGAUGAUGCCUUGAAAAUGAUUGAUGAAAGUCUUCAUUGGAGAAAAGAGUAUGGGGUAAAUGACAUUAAUGAGAGCACUAUUCCCAGAUGGAUGUUCGAGACUGGGGCUGUCUACCUCCAUGGCUACGACAAAGAGGGCAACAAACUCUUCUGGUUUAAGGUAAAGCUGCAUGUCAAGGAUGCAAAGACUGUCAUAGACAAGAAAAAGUAUAUUGCCUUUUGGCUGGAGAGGUAUGCAAAGAAGGAACCUGGGAUGCCUCUCACUGUUGUGUUUGACAUGACGGACUCUGGCCUCAGCAAUGUAGACAUGGAGUUUGUGAAGUACAUCAUUAAUUGCUUCAAAGUAUAUUAUCCAAAGUUUUUAUCCAAAAUGAUAAUAGUGGAUAUGCCUUGGAUUCUGAAUGCUGCGUGGAAGAUUGUGAAGUCGUGGUUGGGUCCAGAGGCAAUCAGCAAACUUAGGUUUGCAUCCAAAUCUGAGGUCCACACAUACAUAGGCCCCGAGUACCUGCCACCUCACAUGGGUGGAACGGAUUCCUUCAAGUAUAGUUACCCACCUCUUCCUGACGAUGACUUCCAAACACCCAUCUGUGACAACGGGCCCAUUGUUAGUGAUGAUGAGAGGGAGAGCAAAGAAGGUGACUUGGAUGUUAAAGAUGCCCUUGAGUCCAGCUUCACCUCAGAUGUUGUAGUAAAGCCCAAAAAGGUAAAUUUUCUGGAACAAAGUUUGAGGUCAGAGGACAAUGAUAAAGGAGAUGCAAGCGCCAGGACCAAAGGUGCCAGGAAGCCGCUGACCACCUUCAAAGGUUCUCUGUUAGAUGUUAGCCCUGCAGAGGAGCUCAGCUUUGGUUCUGGAGAGACUGAAAAGAAAAGCUUAAUUAUCCUGAACAAUGUGGUCAAAAAUCAGGUGGCCUUUAAGGUGCGGACCACGGCGCCCGACAAGUAUAGAGUGAAGCCGAGCAGCAGCUGCUGUGAGCCAGGAGCUUCAGUAGACAUAGUGGUGUCACUACAUGGAGGUUCUCAGGCCUCCCCACAGGACAGGUUUCUGAUUAUGGCUGCAGAGAUGGAAAAUGCUGGAUCACAAGAUCUUUCACAGUUCUGGAAAGAAGUACCGAAAACCAAAAUCAUGGAACACAGAUUGCGCUGUCAUGUUCUGGAGAGUGCUAAACCAGCAAUUAAACCUUUUAAGGACAACCCAAUGGAGACAAUGCCAAGCGAGCAGCAGGAGUUAAAUAUAGCGUUUUUGUCUCACCAGCUAAUGCGAGUCGCAGCCUGCACCUCACAGCUGGAGCAGAAGCUGAACAACACCCUGUGGUUGCAGAAGGUUCUCAUUGUGUUGGUGGUAGUCCUCGUGAUGCUAAAUCUGCUGUGUCUCCACCUGCUGGGAACAGCUCAGCGGCCAUCUUGAUGUGCAACGGCAUUCUCUCAGCUGUUUCUGUAAAUUCCGGAUACACAGUUCCAGCGGGGCCGCGUUUGACCUUCCUGAUUGGCGGUCAUCUGAUGUUUUCCCGCCCUUUCCACAAGCUGCUAUCAUGGAGAGUCAGCAGGGCUGACUUUAGGACAUGUGAGUUGUUGUGGAGUAAAACUAAAUGAAGAGAGAUUCUCUUUUUCUGACACAGUCAGAUUCAAUGAUGUGACAUCAAUUCCUUGGUGUUUUUUUGUUUUUGCUUUUUAAUAUUGCUCAUGGAAAAAUGUAAUUUACUAAAAUUAAUUGCAACAGUCACAAUAUGUAGAAAAUAUUAGUUAUUUUUUCAAACAUGUUGUAUAAUUUUUUACAUGAUAUAAAUAUAAACAAAAUAAACACCUUUGGUCGGUCA